AUCUCAAUUUCAAAGCAACAGCUAAUUAUUAACUAUGUAUUAUUUAGAUGACAACAAAGUGAGUAGAAACGGAUAUUUAAAAUAUCUAUUUUUCCUUUCUUAAUUGAAAUUAAACAUGGUAUCAGCGAUCAGCCAGAGAACCGGUUACAAAUCAAGACUCCCUAUUUGUCAGCGCACAACUGGGACAGCACGUCACUUUCAUACAGGGUCAGCGUUAGCCAAUCGGUGUCGUCUUUAUCUGAGCGCGACUCAGGGCGAUUGUGACGGCAGAGGUGCAGUGCACGGAUAGGUAGAUUUAUCUUGAUUGACAGUUUCGCCCAGUGCGCUGUAGUAGAUUCAGAGCGCUGUAGCUUUGGCGCUGUCCACAAGAGAGCAGGUUCUGAAACGCGCCGUGCUCUCGUUCAGUCAUAGCGCGUUAAGGACGGAGACUCGCCGCACACGCACAGCACCUCACCACCGGAGCGUUCACGCUGGAAGAACACCGUUCGGCGGACAUCAUUUGCGUCCCUCUCACGAUGACCAAGACAAAUUACACUACCGUAUCCACCAUUUGAGAGUUUUCGUGGAUUUUUACGCACUUCUCGACCACUGCAAAACUUGAUAAAGACUCUUUUUUUUCCCUUCACGACUUUUCUUGGACAUUUUCUUGGGCAGUUCAAAUGAUUCGCGCAAAGGCUAUUUUGAAUUCCCUAUUUAACUUUGGCAAACAGUUUGAUUCGGGUUUCAUACGAUGCACUUUUUAAUUUCAAACAUCCACGGUCAUAUGUCUAUUGUAUGGGGAGCUUCGUACUGUCGGAGUUAUCGGUGUAUUUUUCGAAAAAAGAAGGUCUAAGGAAAUGUUUUGAGGCAUUACAAGAUCAAGAUGCAAGGAAAUCACAUUCACAUGAAGAUAGGUUGAAAAUAAGUACAUGUUUUGGUUUCUCAGAAACCUAACCAGGAUUUUACAGAUCCCCGACGGUUAACAGCGCUCCAGUGCAAACCUCGGUCACAGUUCACGGGUCACGGUCAGUGAAGCGUGGAUGUCAAGAUAGAUCUGCUUGGAAACAAGACUUUUACAUUUGUAUUUAAAGCUUAAGAACGAUACGUGGACUAAAAGCAAUACAUUUCACCAAGGCUUUUCUUGCAAAAUCGUUUUUGAUGAAUCCUCUUGCCCACUGAUGUCCACCAGAGUGAGUUCACGCUGGAUGUUGGGCCGCAAAAGCAGUUGUGUGACCCUGCAGGGUUAUGCUCUGACCGCCUAUUUCCAUUUUUUCUUGACAUAUUAAUGAUGGAUGAAAUCAGUUAUUGUGCAUGAUCUUUUUUAUAUUUCCCCCCCAAAUUCACACAAACAUAUUUGCAUAUUUACUUUUACUGUCGACCUUAGGUCUUCUUCAGUCUCAAUUGCCUAUUUUUAAGCUAAAGUUUCUUUGGACUUCGAAACAGUUUAUACUGCAGAAACAUCGACGAGCAAAACGGACUGACUACAAACGCACGCCCAAACCUUUAAAAGAACAAAAACAGGACAUUAAACAAUUGUUUGGCGGGUUUUAACGAGAAGGCCUGUUCUACUGACCAAUGGAAAUCCACUGCAAACACGACCCGUUCGCAGCGAUGCACAGGCAUGGAGGGGUGAAUCAGCUGGGUGGGGUGUUUGUUAAUGGGCGGCCCUUGCCUGAUGUGGUGAGGCAGAGGAUAGUGGAGUUGGCCCAUCAGGGCGUGCGCCCAUGUGACAUCUCCCGCCAGCUUCGGGUCAGCCAUGGCUGCGUCAGCAAGAUACUGGGCAGGUAUUAUGAGACAGGCAGCAUCAGACCAGGGGUGAUCGGAGGCUCCAAACCAAAGGUUGCUACACCCAAAGUCGUCGACAAAAUCGCUGAUUACAAACGCCAAAACCCCACCAUGUUUGCCUGGGAGAUCCGAGACAGACUACUGGCAGAGAGAGUGUGUGACAAUGACAGCGUGCCCAGCGUCAGUUCAAUCAACAGGAUCAUUCGCACUAAAGUCCAGCAGCCACCUGGCCAAUCAGCUGUCUCUGCCCAUAACUUAGCCUCUACAGUGGCAGUUACCCAGGUGUCUGCAGUAACCAGUGACGCAGCUGGCUCCUCUUACUCUAUUAGUGGGAUUCUAGGAAUUAGCUCACCUACCGAUGCAAGCAAGCGGAAGAGAGAUGAAGCUUUACAGGAUUCUCCCUUGGCGAAUGGCCACGCUCACUCAGGGCGGGACUUCCUGCGGAAGCAGAUGCGAGGAGAGCUCUUUACACCACAGCAGCUCGAGGUAUUGGACCAUGUCUUUGAUCGACAGCCCUAUCCUGACAUUUACCCCACCCCUGACAUCAUCAGCAACAAGCCUGCCCAGACAUCUGAUUACUCGGCCAUGGCAUCUCUGGCUGGUGGAUUGGAGGAGAUGAAGAACAGCUUGGCUAAUCAUACAGGAGCAGAGUUGGGUUCAACCGUUACAGGACCUCAAUCAUAUCAACUAGUGUCCGGUCGUGACCUGGCAAGCACCACGCUUCCUGGAUACCCCCCUCAUGUCCCUCCAACUGGGCAGGGUAGUUACUCCACACCCUCUCUCACAGGGAUGGUACCUGGAGGAGAUUUCUCUGGAAGUCCUUAUUCCCACCCGCAGUAUUCUACAUACAAUGAGUCUUGGAGAUUUGCUAAUCCCAGUCUACUAGUGUUCCAGCAGGAGUAUGGUUCUUUACUGGGCUCAGAAAGAGCAGCUUCAUCAGGCCUAUUCCCUGGCCAAUCCCCACAACCGACAGGAUCUCCAUACUACUAUAGUGCAGCCACACGGGGAGCAGGAACGGCUGCAACUGCCACUGCCUAUGACCGCCACUGACCAGCCAGACAGAGGAGAUGAGAAAACAAUGAAAGAGUGGGAGAAAUGAAAAGAGAAGAAAGAAUGGAUUGAUAGCACCCAGACAAGACUGCCUACACUUGGAAGAGAAGAAGUAAAGAAGGUGCAGUGAGGAGAAAGGAGAAAGAAAGAGGAGGUGACAAUGUUUUCCUGCCAAUUACAAUCAAUGGUCAAAUCAGUAGCUUCAGCUAAAACGUGUCUAAUUUUCUGUGCAUUAGUGGAACGUUACAACUAUACACCCACACACCUUCAAUUCACCUGUAUUUUCUUCUAUUGGUUUGAUUUAUCUUCUGUCAUUAAAGCUUUGCAUGUCCUAUCGUCUUUGCAUCUCUAUGCAUUCUGUUCUUAUAGAGAUGAUCAGAUGUUGGGAGUUGGUACCAGACAAUCUACUAGUGGCAGCUUGAGG
Myxocyprinus asiaticus (Chinese sucker) is the source of this 3238-nucleotide messenger RNA. RefSeq names its product paired box 5 (gene pax5). The record is from RefSeq and is a predicted model, not a curated record. Lineage: Eukaryota; Metazoa; Chordata; Actinopteri; Cypriniformes; Catostomidae. The coding region runs from base 1555 to 2814 and encodes 419 amino acids. The transcript has 11 exons. Gene Ontology annotation, molecular function: DNA-binding transcription factor activity, RNA polymerase II-specific; RNA polymerase II cis-regulatory region sequence-specific DNA binding. Gene Ontology annotation, biological process: regulation of transcription by RNA polymerase II; anatomical structure development.